Pieris brassicae (large cabbage white) is the source of this 7855-nucleotide messenger RNA. RefSeq names its product acetyl-CoA carboxylase (gene ACC). The transcript is spliced from 53 exons. The record is from RefSeq and is a predicted model, not a curated record. Bases 254 to 7423 code for a protein of 2389 amino acids. NCBI's taxonomy places the organism in Eukaryota, Metazoa, Arthropoda, Insecta, Lepidoptera, Pieridae. Gene Ontology annotation, biological process: fatty acid biosynthetic process. Gene Ontology annotation, molecular function: ATP binding; metal ion binding; acetyl-CoA carboxylase activity.
UGCCAGCCCGCGUGAACGAAGCAUGGUUUUGCGUGUUAUGAAUAAAAUUUUAUCGCGAAUUAAAUGAUGCGCACUUGAUGAUCAUUAAUUAAUAAUUACAGUGACCGCGGUAAUAAUAUGACGUUUUGAUUUGAUUUUAUUGGCAUGCCGUGACAUUGAUUCGGUAAGGGACACUCGCGUAUUUAUUAGUUGGCGGGAAGACGUGUAUUUUUAAAAUUCGAAUGGCUGUGUUGUGUUGUGUUAUUGUUAUUUAAUGUUAAGCAUUGCUUUUUUUAUUGGAAUUUUCGUAAUCUGUUAUGCUGUUAAACAUUUCUUAAAGACGGAAGAAUUACCAGUAAACAUGGCGGAACAAGAGAAGGAGCAGGUACGGUGCUCGUCAAGUGAAAGUGAAAACUUUGAGAAGAUCGAAUCGGAAGAGGCACGUGGAAAUUCUAAUGAUGAAAACCCUCAGUUCAGAUUGGGUGACGAAACUCCCUCUGGGGACGAGGGACCAGCAAACGAGGGAGGAGAUUUCUUCCCCAAUGCCCCACCACCGAGUAUACGUCGGCUGUUGACUCCAGCACAGCAACUGGCUCUUGCUGAAAGAAGGAGCAAACUGAGGCCGUCAAUGUCUCAAGGAACUGUGAUUCACAGCCAACGGUUCCAAGAGAAAGACUUCACGGUAGCCACACCAGAGGAGUUUGUCCGGAGAUUCCAAGGAACAAAAGCAAUAAAUAAAGUUCUAAUAGCGAACAAUGGUAUUGGUGCUGUAAAAUGUAUGAGAUCGAUAAGAAGAUGGUCCUACGAAAUGUUCAAAAACGAGAGGGCUGUGCGCUUUGUUGUUAUGGUAACACCAGAAGAUUUAAAAGCAAAUGCAGAAUAUAUCAAAAUGGCUGAUCAUUAUGUCCCAGUACCUGGAGGGUCUAAUAAUAACAACUAUGCCAAUGUUGAGUUGAUAGUUGACAUAGCUACUCGGACUCAAGUUCAGGCGGUCUGGGCCGGUUGGGGUCACGCGUCAGAGAACCCAAAACUCCCAGAACUACUUCACAGAGCUGGAAUAGUCUUUAUAGGUCCACCUGAAAAAGCUAUGUGGGCUCUCGGUGAUAAGAUUGCCUCAUCCAUAGUAGCUCAAACAGCUAAUAUACCUACCCUGCCAUGGAGUGGUAGUGAAUUAAAAGCCGAAUACAACACAAAGAAAAUAAAAAUUUCGUCUGAACUAUUUGCACGAGGCUGUGUGACUACACCUGAACAGGGAUUACAAGCUGCGACUAAAAUCGGAUUCCCUGUGAUGAUUAAGGCAUCGGAAGGUGGUGGUGGAAAGGGUAUUAGAAAAGUGGAAAACCCAGAUGACUUCAACAAUAUGUUCCGGCAGGUCCAAGCUGAAGUACCUGGUUCACCAAUAUUCGUGAUGAAGUUAGCGAAGUCAGCUCGUCACUUGGAAGUGCAACUAUUGGCUGAUCAGUAUGGUAACGCUAUAUCACUCUUCGGCCGUGACUGCUCCAUACAAAGACGUCACCAGAAGAUCAUCGAAGAAGCUCCCGCGGCCAUUGCUAAGCCAGACGUGUUUAUUGAAAUGGAAAAGGCCGCUGUACGUUUAGCAAAAAUGGUGGGUUAUGUGAGCGCUGGUACAGUGGAGUACUUAUACGACCCAGCGGUUGGGCAAUAUUACUUCCUGGAGCUGAACCCUCGACUCCAAGUAGAGCAUCCUUGCACUGAGAUGGUCGCUGAUGUCAAUCUACCUGCUGCACAGUUACAGAUUGCUAUGGGUCUCCCCCUAUACCAGAUAAAGGACAUUCGUCUCCUCUACGGGGAAUCCCCGUGGGGUAGCUCUCAGAUUGAUUUCGAUGAACCCAUACAGAGACCAUCUCCUUGGGGUCACGUUAUAGCCGCUAGGAUUACUUCUGAGAAUCCUGACGAAGGAUUCAAACCAUCGUCUGGUACAGUCCAAGAGCUGAACUUCCGCUCAUCGAAAAACGUGUGGGGUUACUUCAGUGUCGCCGCUUCUGGUGGUCUUCACGAGUUUGCCGAUUCCCAAUUUGGGCACUGUUUCUCGUGGGGAGAGACGAGAGAACAGGCUAGAGAAAACCUAGUAAUAGCACUCAAAGAGUUGAGCAUCCGUGGUGACUUCCGUACUACAGUGGAGUAUCUCAUCACCCUCUUGGAGACGCAGGCUUUUCAGGAAAAUAAUAUUGACACGGCAUGGCUGGAUGCGUUGAUUGCUGAAAGGGUACAAUCGGAGAAGCCAGAUGUGAUGUUAGGAGUACUAUGUGGUUCCAUACUAAUCGCUGACAGCAUCAUUACUACGCACUUCCAGGAGUUCAAGAGCGCUUUAGAAAAGGGUCAAAUCCAGAGUGCGAGCCAGCUUUCAAACACAGUUGAAGUUGAGUUGAUCCAUAGUGGGAACAAAUACAAGGUCCAAGUGACCAAAUCGGGUCCAACCAGUUAUUUCCUCGCUAUAAAUGGGAGUUUCAAGGAACUGGAGGUUCAUAAAUUGGCUGAUGGAGGUACACUUCUUUCCGUGGAGGGCGCGUCAUACACGAGUUACCUCAAAGAAGAAGUCGAUAAAUAUCGUAUAGUUAUUGGAAAUCAGACCGUUGUCUUCGAGAAGGAAAAGGACCCUUCGAAGUUACGAGCGCCGUCUGCUGGGAAACUCAUCAAUUGCCUGGUGGAUGAUGGUGGACACGUGGAUAAGGGGCAACCGUAUGCGGAAAUUGAGGUAAUGAAAAUGGUGAUGACCCUAUCAGCUCCGGAAUCCGGUAACGUCAGCUGGUGUAUGAGACCUGGUGCUGUACUGGAUCAGGGAUCUCUUAUGGGUACUUUGGAGCUAGAUGACCCCUCGCUAGUGACGACGGCUGUGCCCUACAAGGGUCAGUUCCCACUCGGCGAUAAUACAUCUCUCUCUGAGAAACUGAAUCAUGCGCACAUCAAAUAUAGAGUUAUUUUGGAGAACACAUUGGCCGGUUUUUGUCUCCCGGAUCCAUACAACACGCCCCGUUUGAGAGAAGUAGUGGAAAAGUUCAUGCAAAGUCUUCGGGACCCAUCUCUACCAUUAUUGGAACUACAGGAGGUACUAUCAUCAACUUCCGGUAGAAUUCCUCUGUCCGUGGAGAAGAAAGUCCGGAAGUUAAUGGCGUUGUACGAGCGAAAUAUAACGAGUGUGCUGGCGCAGUUUCCCAGCCAGCAAAUCGCUAGUGUCAUUGAUCAUCACGCUGCAUCUCUCACUAAACGCGCAGAUCGUGAUGUAUUCUUCAUGAGCACACAGGCUUUAGUUGUGCUCGUACAGAGAUAUAGAAACGGUAUCCGUGGACGUAUGAAGGCAGCUGUGCAUGAUCUAUUAAAGCAAUACUAUCAAGAUGAAAGUCACUUCCAACUCGGUUCAUACGACAAAUGCGUGAUGGCGCUCCGUGACCGAUACAAAGACGACAUGCAGGUCGUUGCCAAUAUUAUAUUUUCGCACAACCAAGUUGCUAAGAAGAAUUUAUUAGUAACAAUGCUGAUCGACCACCUCUGGUCCAACGAGCCGGGUUUGACGGACGAACUAGCGGCCACACUCAACGAACUCACUUCGUUACAUCGCGCCGAACACAGCCGAGUGGCGCUAAGAGCGAGACAGGUUUUAAUAGCAGCCCAUCAACCGGCGUACGAAUUACGUCACAACCAAAUGGAGUCCAUAUUCUUGUCAGCAGUUGACAUGUACGGUCACGACUUCCAUCCGGAGAAUCUUCAAAAGCUUAUUCUCUCUGAGACAUCCAUAUUCGAUAUACUGCAUGACUUCUUCUACCAUACAAACGCUGCGGUUUGCAACGCAUCUUUAGAGGUGUACGUUCGUCGUGCGUACACGUCAUACGAUAUUACGUGUCUACAACAUUUAGCGUUGUCUGGAGAACUUGGCGUUGUUCACUUCCAGUUUGUGUUACCUACUGGACAUCCUAAUAGGAUACCAAUUAGUCAAUCAGAGAUCGAGUUAUCAGCUGCCCAAGAUCAAGAGGGCGUUCCAGCGGAACUCUCGACAGCUGCAAUGAGGAAAUGUCACCAUCGUACCGGUGCUUUGGCAGCUUUCAAUUCAUUUGAACAGUUCGUGGAGUAUUCUGAUGAGUUGCUGGAUCUGGUCCAUGAUUUUGCUAGUACUGCUACUGUUAGACGAGAGGAUCUUCAGGCGUUACAAGAUGGGAGUGAAAGUCGAGACAGCACUAGUAUUAACGUCGGCAUGGACUAUAAGCAAAUCGUUGAAGAGGAUGUGCCCCUAGAACCGAUACAUAUUCUCAUGAUUGGUAUCCGAGACACUGGUGAAGCCGACGACAGCGCGGUAUCGCGUCGUUUUGGACACUUUUGCCGCGCACACGCAAGGGAAUUACACCAGAAGCGCAUACGACGCAUCACUUUUAUGCUGUUGAUCAAACGCCAGUUCCCGAAAUUCUUUACGUACCGAGCUCGGAAUGACUUCAAAGAAGACACAAUCUACCGCCAUCUAGAACCUGCAUCCGCCUUCCAGCUGGAGCUGUACCGCAUGAGGAGUUACGACUUGGAAGCUCUGCCCACAAGCAACCAGAAGAUGCACCUGUAUCUUGGAAAGGCUAAGGUAAAGAAAGGCCAAGAGGUGACCGACUUUAGAUUCUUCAUCCGAUCCAUCAUUAGACACCAGGAUCUCAUCACCAAAGAGGCCAGUUUCGAAUAUCUCCAAAAUGAGGGUGAAAGGAUGUUGUUAGAAGCAAUGGAUGAACUGGAAGUGGCCUUUUCACACCCAUUAGCGAAGAGGACUGAUUGUAACCAUAUCUUCUUGAACUUUGGACCUACUAUUUUGAUUGAUCCAGCAAAGAUAGAGGAUUCAGUGCUCGGUAUGGUGAUGAGAUACGGUCCUCGUCUUUGGAAGUUGAGAGUUUUGCAAGCCGAAAUCAGAUUCACCUUGAGAGUCGGUCCCGGAUCCCCAACGAAAACAAUUCGUCUGUGCCUCUCAAAUGGUUCUGGAUAUUCCCUCGACGUAUACAGUUAUGAAGAGGUCUCCGACCCAAAGACUGGUGUGAUAAUAUUCCAAUCUUAUGGCCCCAAACAAGGACCCAUGCAUGGUCUUCCGAUAUCCACGCCUUAUGUUACCAAGGAUUAUCUACAGCAGAAACGGUUUUUGGCAACUUCACAAGGAACAACAUAUGUAUACGAUAUACCGGAUAUGUUCAGACAAAUGGUGGAAGACCAAUGGCGGGACUAUAUCGAGGAGGGAUCUGUUGAUGGUCCAAGGCCAGACAAUGUGAUGAAUCUGGUAGAGUUGGUGAUGGAGAAUGAUGGCGAGAGACGGAUCAUGGAAGUUACCAGAUUGCCUGGACAGAAUAAUGUCGGUAUGGUCGCAUGGCGCAUAACCCUGUUCACCCCGGAGUAUCCCGAGGGAAGAGAUAUUGUCCUCAUAGCCAAUGACCUUACGUACUACAUGGGGUCCUUUGGACCACAAGAAGACUGGGUGUACUUUAGAGCAUCAGAAUAUGCGCGAGAGCACAAAAUACCGAGGGUGUACGUAAGCGUAAACUCAGGUGCGCGUAUAGGAGUCGCUGAGGAAGUGAAGUCCGAAUUCAAAGUAGCCUGGAUUGACGCAGAACACCCCGACCGGGGCUUUAAGUAUCUGUAUUUGAGCCCCGAAGCCUAUUCUCGUUUGGGCCCUAUGGGCUCUGUGAAGACGACUUUGAUAGAUGAUGAAGGAGAGACCAGAUAUAAGAUUACUGACGUUAUCGGCAAAGAGGAUGGUCUGGGAGUGGAAUGUUUGCGGGACGCGGGUUUGAUUGCUGGGGAAACAGCACAGGCGUAUGAAGACAUCGUGACCAUCUCCGUCGUAACUUGCAGGGCCAUUGGUAUAGGAUCUUACGUUGUCAGAUUAGGCCACCGAGUCAUCCAAGUGGAAUCGUCGUACAUAGUUCUAACCGGUUACAUGGCGUUGAAUAAAUUACUGGGCAAACCGGUUUACGCCAGUAAUAACCAGUUGGGUGGUAUACAAAUUAUGUACAAUAAUGGUGUGACACACGCAGUGGCGCCAUCUGACCUUGAGGCCAUAAGAACCACAGUUAAAUGGCUCUCGUACAUACCUAAAGAUAAACUAAGCAUAGUGCCCAUACUCCGUAGUGCAGAUCCAAUAGAUAGACCAGUAGAAUGGAUUCCGCCGAGAACUGCUCACGACCCACGGUUUAUGCUCACGGGCGAAGGAAAUCGACUCGGAUUCUUCGACGCCGGUUCGUUUGAUGAGAUUAUGCGUCCGUGGGCACAGACUGUUAUAGCCGGUCGUGCCCGUCUAGGAGGUAUCCCCGUGGGAGUUAUAGCAGUUGAGACUCGUACAGUUGAAUUGACCUUACCAGCCGAUCCAGCCAACUGGGACUCCGAGGCCAAAACUGUUCAGCAGGCUGGACAGGUCUGGUUCCCAGAUUCCUCGUACAAGACAGCUCAAGCUAUAAAUGACUUCACUCGAGAAGGAUUGCCCAUUAUUAUAUUUGCUAACUGGCGAGGCUUCAGCGGGGGUCAAAAGGAUAUGUACGAGCAAAUCCUGAAGUUCGGAGCUGAAAUAGUCCGAGCGUUACGUGGAGCAACGGCCCCAGUUAUAGUCUACAUCCCACCGGGGGCGGAGUUAAGAGGCGGGGCUUGGGCGGUCGUUGACCCCAGUGUCAAUGGCACUAGGAUGGAGAUGUACGCUGACAAUGAUGCCAGGGGUGGUGUAUUAGAGCCUGAAGGAAUUGUCGAAGUCAAGUUCAAGCAACGGGAUAUUGUUAAAACAAUGCAUCGUUUGGAUCCGGAACUAUUGAGAUUGGGCGCUAGGAUAUCUGAACUGAAAGAACAAAUAAAGGAUAUAUCAAAGAAUUUGGACCGUAGAGGCUCUGUGGACGAAGUUCUCAUUAAGACGGACGUCGGCAGACAAGCUGAAAGUAAAAUAAGAGAUUUGGAAAGCGAAUUAAGUACAGGGGAGAAGAAUGCCAAAGCCAGGGAAAAGGAGUUGGCCUCUGUAUACCACCAGAUUGCAAUCCAAUUCGCCGAACUCCACGAUACAGCGGAACGUAUGCUCGAAAAAGGUUGCAUAUUCGACAUCGUUCCCUGGAAGAACUCGCGGAAGAUCCUCUACUGGAGACUGCGAAGGCUCUUGCACCAGAACCUCCAAGAGAGGAGGGUUCAGAAUGCCACGGGACCCGAUAGCAUCGACCAGAGGGCAGCUGCUGCUACCUUGAGGAGGUGGUUCACGGAGGACCGAGGGGAGACACAGUCUCACCAAUGGGAGAACGAUAACGAAGCGGUUUGUCGGUGGUUGGAACAACAAGCGUUGGACCAGGAUUCGGUUCUCGAGAGAAACCUGAGAGCCAUCAAGCAGGAUGCUGUACUGCAAAACGUUAACCAGCUUGUCAUGGAACUAACUCCGUCCCAACGUGCUGAAUUCGUGAGAAAAUUAUCGGCUUUAGAAAUAGAACAGGAUUACAAUAACUAGUCUCUUUCACUAUCUACAGUUGUGAGUGAGAUGGCAUCACUCAAAUUUUGGUAUAUUUGAAUUUAUUUGCAGGUUAUAAAUGAAAUGUGGCCGGGGAUUUUUGUAAGACUAAAUGUUAUACAUUUUAAAAUAAUAAUAUUUAUUUUUACUUACAAAACCAUGACAGAAAAUAGUAAAUUUUAUUUAUUACAUCAAGAUUCAAUGAGCCAAAGGAAUAUUCUUUUUUUACAUGAUCUGAAUUAUUCUUCAGUGAGUUUGGGAUUGUUUGAUUGAAAUUUAUGCGAUUAGUACAAGUGUAUUUUAAAUAGAUGGUGUAGCAUGUGAACGCUUAUAUCUUAUCUAAAAUAUACCUAUAUAUACUUUAUAUAUUCGCGGUUCAAGUAUUACGUAAGCAGAUUUACUGCAAUUUAUCCCCCCCCCCUUGUCAGCAAA